Molecule: messenger RNA, 780 nt
Organism: Closterium sp. Yama58-4
Lineage: Eukaryota; Viridiplantae; Streptophyta; Zygnematophyceae; Desmidiales; Closteriaceae
Source: the annotation of a GenBank genome assembly
AUGGUGACGCACAAGGAUUGGCCGGAGAAGGGGGGGAGCAAGCUGGCGGGAGCGGAUUUUGAGGGGUGGGUGAUGGACCAGGGGUGGUGGAAGAAGGUGGACGUCUUUCUGUCGGUGAUGGAGCUGUUCUACAACGUGAUGCGGAGGACGGAUGCAGCGGCGAAGGGGAUGAUGGGCCAGCUGUACGACAACAUGCUGCAGCUGACGAAGGAGUUGGAUAAGCUGCUGAACGGGAAGGAGUGCAAGCUGAGCAGGGCGGAUAAGGAUAAGGUGCGGGAGCAUUUGAGGAAGCGGUGGGACGAGAGCCUGGCUUGCCCCCUCCACGUGGCAGGCCGGAUCUUGAACUCGGCAAACCAGGAGGAGGGGAUUUUCCUGCAGGAUGCGGAGUGCACCAAGGUGAUGCAGGAGUGGUUGGAGCGACAGAAGGCGUUCGUCGACAGGUACUGGAAGAAGUCCGGCGGCAAGAAGGGACCGGUGAGGCCGCUGCAUGAGGGUCUAGUGCGCGACCUUGCGCAUGUUGCGCACAACUGGAAUGUUGUGCACAAAUUCCACAAGGAUGCGGAAGCGGGGCCUAGUGUGGUGGGAAGGAAGGGUGCAGUGGUGGAGGGGAACAUCCCCCCCCCUCCCCUCCCUGAGGGGUACAAGUUGGAGGAGGAUGGGGAGGUGGAGGCGGACGAGGACGACGUGUGCCUCGAUGAGUGGCAGACGCAGGAGGAGCUGGAGAAGGACGGGGAGGAGGAGGAGGAGGAGGAGGAUGAGGAGGAGGAGGAGGACAGCUAG